GGUGAUUUGUGCAUUUUGCAGCGAUCAAGUAAAGAAUAUAACUUGAACCGGUCUGAUGUUUGUAGACGACCCAUCUCUACUAACCUUGAAGCGGAGACGACUCUCGAUCACCGAUUCCAUGGAAGCUUCUUCAGCUCAGGCUAAAGUUGCUGAUAUGCGAGAAAAGUAUGGGCGAGAGAUUCGUGUUUUCGAGACUUCGAGCAUUUCUCAGAAGCCAAGUCAAGCAUCUGGUGCUGAAGAGGAAUCUGAUGAAUACUACGAGCUCACAGCUGCAGAUUAUUACCGUCUUUUGGCUACUAAGAAAGAAGAUAAAUCCUUGAAGACAAGAAAACUCCGAGAAGCAGAAGAAGCUGCUCGUCGAGCAAAGCUGACUAAGGCUGUAAUCCGGGUUCGUUUCCCCGAUAAUCACACAUUGGAGGCAACAUUUCAUCCCUCAGAAAAGAUCCAAUGCUUGAUUGAUCUUCUCAAAAGAGUAGUUGCCCAUCCAGAUAUUCCUUUCUACGUGUACACAACUCCUCCCAAGAAGCAGAUAAAAGAUUUCUCACAAGACUUCUACUCUGCUGGAUUUGUUCCUGGAGCGAUUGUCUACUUUGCAAACGAUCAACCAAAAGAUGAUGGUGCUAGUACAACUCCUUAUCUGAAUGAAGAGAUGUUAUCACUGAAAGAUGUAGAGGUCAUGACCAAAGCAGAGGAAUCGGUAGAGCCAUCUUCAGAACCAGUCACGGCUGACGCUGGUCUUGUACCGGUUGACCAAGAGCCUAAACCCACGGAGAAAAAGAGCACAAAACCGAAGUGGUUUAAAAUGUGAUUGAACAUCGUUACCCACAGGAGAAAAAGCAUGUAGCCUUUAAAAUGCGACGGUUCCAGACUUAAAGUGUGUCAGUCUCACAGUAAUGUCUUGGCCUAUAUGAAUUUUAUUGUUCCAUCUACACAAUUGAUAUAGCAUUUCUUCUUCUUUU
Molecule: messenger RNA, 959 nt
Organism: Eutrema salsugineum
Lineage: Eukaryota; Viridiplantae; Streptophyta; Magnoliopsida; Brassicales; Brassicaceae
Product: plant UBX domain-containing protein 1
Exons: 7
Coding region: 56-808 (250 amino acids)
Biological process (GO): protein-containing complex disassembly
Molecular function (GO): ATPase binding
Source: RefSeq, a predicted model, not a curated record